Messenger RNA from Pocillopora damicornis (cauliflower coral), 989 nucleotides. RefSeq lists its product as uncharacterized. NCBI's taxonomy places the organism in Eukaryota, Metazoa, Cnidaria, Anthozoa, Scleractinia, Pocilloporidae. The record is from RefSeq and is a predicted model, not a curated record.
AUGAAAUUUCAAGCACAGUUCAAGGAUAUUGUCGAAUUUAAUCCCAUGAAAGAAUGCAUCACCAUCGCUUCUGCCUGCAAUGUAGCAUACCGGAAGAAAUGGAUGCCUGAAAACAAAAUUGCCAUUGAGCCGGUAUGUGGAUGUCAUCCCCAACACACCCAAUCUCAUGCUGCUCUAACAUGGCUCUACUGGGAAGAAGAAAAACUCCCCAAAUGUGACCUCCUGCCUCAAAUUGCCAUGCCAGAAACAAAGACACGCUCGAGACUCUUUCCACAAAAACUUGAAAACCUGGAAGCUCACGUUAACAAUUUAGACGUCAAAUUAGACACACUGGAAGCAAAAAGCCGAAACCAGGACAAAUCCAUAGGCGAGUUGAAGGCAAGUGCAAACUUCUUUAAUCAAAAGUUUGAAGAGAACAAGGAUCUGUUCCGUGCAGAUACCAUGGAAGUAAUCAAGAAUCAACAACUAAAAAUCAACAAACUGAACAAGGAGCUGCUAUACAUGGAGGCUUACUCAAGAAGAGAAAAUUUAAUUAUCACUGGAAUUCCUGAGUCUCGAGAAGAUACAGGUGUGGAAGACACUGCCAAGGUGUUAGUAGAUUUUAUGGCGAACGAACUUAAUGUUUCAAACGCCACUGAUAUUAAUUUUCAACGAGUUCACCGCCUGGGCAAGCCAAAGGAUAAAGGCCCGAGAGCUAUUAUCGCUCGUUUUCUGAAGUAUCCUGACAAGGAGAGAAUCUUAUCGCUGGGGAAGCAUCUGUGCGACAAGGAUAUUCAUAUGUUCUCAGAUUACCCUGAAGAAAUUCAACAUCGAGGAAACGACAACUAAAGAAGCUCAAAGACACAAAACAAGCUGGAAAAAGGGUUGCCUUUAGCAAAAGCAAGCCGGAUUUGCUAUACAUCGAUGGAUUCCUUGUCCCUGAAUAAACGGGAACUAACUGAAUUUUGACUCAGGCCGUAAGCCUAUAUGACUUGGUAGAACUAUCUUAG